AUGACCCGUACUGAAGGCUCAUUUUCUGCCCCUCCACAAGUGCACACUUUCGAUGGGCUCUUGUCCGAUUUCGAUGGAACAAUAGUCGACUCGACAGAAGCGAUCGUCAAGCACUGGCACCUCAUUGGCGCUGAGCUAGGCGUGGACCCCAAGGUCAUCCUCUCAACAUCCCACGGCCGAAGAAGCAUCGAUACCAUCCAGCUGUACGACCCCUCCAAGGCCAACUGGGAAUGUAAGUACUCGCUAGACGAUAUCUAUCGACCCGACACCCAAGCUGACAGCACGCCCACAACAGACGUCAGCUACAUCGAGGGCCGCAUCCCCAAAGAAUAUGGUUCCGACGCCGUCGAGAUCCCCGGCGCCAGAUCCCUCCUCGACGCGCUGGACGAGUCCGGUGCGCGCUGGGGCGUCGUGACGUCCGGCACCCGGGCUCUCGUCGACGGCUGGCUGGGCGUCCUCAACCUCACACAUCCCAAGGUGCUGGUUGUCGCGGAGGACGUCGAGCUGGGCAAGCCCGAUCCCCGGUGCUACCUGCUUGGCCGGUCCCGGCUGGGCCUGGAGCACUCCUCGUCCCUGGUGGUGCUGGAAGAUGCGCCAUCGGGGAUCCGGGCGGGCAAGGCCGCUGGCUUCAAGGUGAUUGCGCUGACGACGACCCACACGCUCGAGCAGUUGCGGGAGGCCGGGGCGGAUUGGAUUGUGCAGGACCUGAGGAGCAUUUCUGUCAAGGGGGUUGAGGAUGGGAAGCUUCAGCUGGAAAUCAGGAAUGCGUUCCAAUAA
This is a messenger RNA of Aspergillus thermomutatus, 777 nucleotides long. RefSeq names its product HAD family hydrolase. Gene Ontology annotation, molecular function: sugar-phosphatase activity; beta-phosphoglucomutase activity. NCBI's taxonomy places the organism in Eukaryota, Fungi, Ascomycota, Eurotiomycetes, Eurotiales, Aspergillaceae. The transcript has 3 exons. The record is from RefSeq and is a predicted model, not a curated record. The coding region runs from base 1 to 777 and encodes 258 amino acids.